GUCAGAGAACUGGGUAACUGACGCGAGGCGGCGAGUUCUGAGCCGGCGAAUUUGGAGCCUGGGAAACCCGAAGCCUGUCGUAAAACCGCGAUGCCUAUGACGGGAGACACGUGCAGUCUCACCGCCAUUCCACACUCCGUUUCCCUUUUGCUAUAGGCUUGUAGCGUGACGUCUCUGGCGUCUCGCUCUCUUGCGUUUUUGGCGUGACCACGCACCCGCUGCGUUCCGGAUGAUCGUGCGGCUGGGACCCCGCAUCCGCUCUCUUGCGUGUUUUGAGUCGACGCAAAACACGCUCUCUUGCGUUUCUGGCGUGACCACACAUCUGCUCCGUUCCGGAUGAUCGUACGGCUGGGACCCCUCAUCUGCUCUCUUGCAUGUCUGGCGUGACCCCCCUUUUCCGGCUAACAGUCGUGGCUGGGAUAAUACCGGAGAAGCAGAAAUAAGAUUCUCGAAACGCAGCAGAAUUCAUAAAUUUCAGAGAGAGAUAAGAUUCUCCAAAGAGCGUCCUCCCUCCUGUUCACCUGAGCCUGGCAACUCCGUGCGUGCAAAGGAGAGAGCCGUCAUGCGUCUGUGUCUCGUGAGUGGUAUCAACGGGCACAUUCCCCUCGGCGUUUCCGCGUUGCGCCCUAUUCACUCUCGUACUCAACUCCAUGCCGAUGCCUAUACCGCUUCCGCACAGCGCUGCUGCGCCGCCCUUCCCGGCAGGUCAAUGCGCUCCGCUAAGCGCUUCUCCUUUACAAGCUGGAGCGCCGUGCACCACCCUCUCAGCAACGGCGAUGUCGCCACCAAUAGCAUCCCUGGGAGCCCCAGUAACCGUACUAACCCUGGGAGCCCUAGGAGCCCUGGGAGCCCUGGGAGCCCUAGGAGCCCUGGGAGCCCUAGGAGCCCUGGGAGCCCUGGGAGCCCUGGGAGCCCUAGGAGCCCUGGGAGCCCUAGGAGCCCUGGGAGCCCUAGGAUUCCAUGGUACUGCAAGCCCAGGCAUGCAGUGACCGCGCCCGCGAGAGGAGUAAGAAUCACGAGGAGUGGGAAUCCCCUUGCUCGUUCUGAGGCGUUUCCAGGAGCGAGCGGCGUGCCCGGACUGGCCGCGUGCAGACAAGGUGCCGAAUGGAGCUGUCCUGGUGAAAUAGCGGGGCCGACAGUGCCGACGGGGCCGACGGGGCAGACGGGGGUUAUGGGGGCUAUGGGGACUUUGGAUGUGAUCCGGAUAGGGGUGAUGGCGCCGACAGGGGGGAUAAGGGCGAUGCGCUGUGCUGCAGCAGCUGCCGGUGCACUUUCAGGUGCCGAAAACGAUGAUGAUGAGGAGGAGGAAGGGGAGGAGAGAAGCUGUGGGAAUGGGAGUGAGAGCGAGGGGGGGCAGCAGGGGGAGGAGCAGGAGGAGCAGGGGCAGCAGGGGGCAGUGCUGAAGGAUAUCUGGGGCCUGGCCCUACCGGCCCUGGGUGCUGUGCUGUCAGACCCGCUAAUGACGCUGAUCGACACGGCGUGUGUGGGGCAGCUGGGGUCGCUGCACCUCGCCGCGCUUGCCCCCAACGUCUCUGUCUUCAACUUCAUCUUCCAGACCUUCACCUUCCUUGGAACGGCAACGUGUGCGCUGCUGGCCCGCCAUUCCACGCCCCAACCCACCUCCGCUGCACAGUCACAGCAGAACCUACUGGCCAGCAGGGCAGUGACAGCAGCAAUGCUCAUGGCAGCGGUUAUUGGAUCACUGUUGGCGCUCGCGCUCCUCCUCUCGGGCCCGUCCCUCCUUCGAGCCAUGGGCUGCCGCACUCCCUUCCUGCUCCCUGCCCUACAGUACCUCCGCAUCCGCGCCCUCUCAGCGCCCUUCGUGCUGGCCAUUCUGGUGGCCCAGGGCGCGUGUCUGGGGCAGCAGGACGCAGUGACCCCGCUGCUCAUAUUCGCUGCUGCGGCUGCUGUCAACGUGGCGGGGGACGUGCUGCUGGCACUCUACAUGGGGUGGGGCGUGAGAGGGGCAGCGUGGGCAACGCUGCUGGGUCAAGUGCUGGCAGCAUGCAUCUUCGUUGGGCGAUUGCGGCCGAGAGUUGAAGCCCAACAGCAGGGAAGGCAGUCAAGUAUGGCUGGUGGGAAUAGAAUAGUGGGAGAGGAUAGAAUGAGAGAGGGGUUGACAGUGGAAACAAGGGUUGUUGAGAGGGGGUUGAGAUUAGCAGAUAGGGAGGAAGGAAGAGGGGAGGAGUGGGAGGAUAAGGGGAGGGUUUCAGAGGAGAGAGAAAGGGGGCAUGAGAGGGGUUCCAUGAGAGGGAGCGAGGUGGGACAAGGGGGCGGAGUUGGAGGAGCGGAGUCAAGCACAGAGGGACCUGAGCAACUAGUGCAGGGAGGAGAGGAGGUGGGACGAGGAGGAAACGUUGAAAGAGAGGAGGCAGAGUCAAGCACAGAGCGGGACAGAGGCUGGUCAGAGGAGCGUAAUACUGGUGGGGUUUUGCGGCAAUGGCGGCCACGAUUGCAGCAGCAACAACAACAAGCGCAGAAGCCACAUCCGGAGCAGCAAGAGCAGCACCAGCACCACCAUCAUCACCAUCGGCACCAUCAGCUCGAGCAACCCAAGCAUCGCCUGGAGGUGUCUCUCCGGUGGUUCGGGUGGGACCUCCAGCCAGAAACUGCAGCGAUUGUGGCCAUGGCGGUGCCCCUCGUUACGAGAUCCGUGCUGGGCAUGGUGGUCUACACACUGCUGGCUCGAGGGGCAGCAACGGUGGGCGUGGUGGCUAUGGCGGCACACCAGGUGGCCAUGCAGGUGUUCUGGACCCUCAGCUAUUUCGCAGAGCCGCUGUCCCUGGCAGCGCAGUCGCUGGUGGGGCGAGACAUCAAGACCAGACCCGAGCGUGCAGCGCGCACGGCUCGUCAGCUGCUGCUGAUGGCAGCACUCACGGGUGCCUUCCUCGCGAUCCUCGUGCUCACGCUCUCCCUCUGCGCCGCCCACCUGCUCUCCUCGGAACCCGCUGUGCGCCGCGCGGUGAGGAGCGUGGCGUGGCACAGCGCUGCCUGCGAGUGCCUGGCUGCUGUCGCCAUGUCGCUAGAGGGGAUCGCCAUCGGGGCAGAUGACUUUGCCUACCUGCCGACCAUGCAGCUGCUCAAUCUCCUCAUGGUUGCCGCCUCGUUUGUUGCCUUACUGCGCAUCGGCCUCACGUUGACCUCCCUAUGGUGGCUCUUGGUGAUAUUCUUUGCCUUCCGCAUUGUGUACCACAUAAUGUACAUCAUGUCACGAGGCUCCCGCCAUGUGCUUCGGUAUGCAUAAGUCGAGGAAUCAAUGUAUAUUUUGUAAAUGUUUGGGUUGGUGGCUUCUGUUUGUUUUUAUCAUUCAAAGGGUUCACGUUUUGUGUGCAUUUGUUGAGUCCCAUAUCGCAAUUCUUCUUGUAGGCGUUGACAGGUGGGCACAAACGGGUUCAGCAGCUUCCUAAUCCUUUAGUGCUGGGAAGUCCCAAAAACCAAGAGAAAUGUGUGGGGGUACCGAGCAUGUUUCCUGAAAGCUGCUAAAAGGACCCGAACCACCACCCUACCCCAAGCUUGUCCCUCGCUCCGAAUCAGUAG
Molecule: messenger RNA, 3537 nt
Organism: Closterium sp. NIES-67
Lineage: Eukaryota; Viridiplantae; Streptophyta; Zygnematophyceae; Desmidiales; Closteriaceae
Source: the annotation of a GenBank genome assembly